CUGAAAUCGACCUGAUUCCCGCAGCAAAGCACCAUGUAAUGAAGAUAUGAUAACGACUACUAGGGAAGAUGUGACUCUGCAGUAGGGCGGCUAGGGAGUACAGUGGGAAGCUCUUCUUCUAAGCCAGACACUUCGCAAGCGCUGAUGCCUGUACUUCGUAUUGAUGAAAAAAAAACUGGCCUAAAACAAAGUAGAAACACGGUCUGGUCCUAGUCAACAUGUGAACAAGCAGCCGUCCAGAACUUGUUCCGAAGUACAUAAAGAUGAAUGUUUUGCAGGGGCUCGCGGAGCUUUCUAAGCAGAGCGCCGACGUGGUGUCGCAACAGAACGAGCUGGAGCGAUUGCUAUUGCGAGGAAAAAUCCCACCUCUCCAUACUCGUGCGUUGUGUGCUGGACAAAUAUUGCUAAAAGGUAAAGAGGAGCAGCUGCCUUGCAAUUUGUCAUGCUAUUCCAUUCCUUAUGUCUGCUGCACUUUGCAAGUGCAACGCUUUUGGAUUUGCAUACGUGGCAACAGUGUGAUUGUUAUCUCUAUGCGUUCUUUAUGUAUGACAACUUGAUUUUUCAUUUUUGUUCACAUGAGAAAUUUCCUUUGGAGUAUCGACACGGGGGCUUUUUCGUUUCGAUAGUUGUCGCAAGAGAACGAGCGGCUCUAUGACAAGUACAUUCGCGAGAAGGAGCAGCGAAUCCUGCUGGAAAUGGAUCAAGUCUACCAGAGCCUGCAGAAAAGCGUGCAGCAUCUUCCCUCGGGGCCGCCGCGGCCGCCCCCCCUGGGGGGCACAAGUGGUGCAACAUCGACAAACAGCUCGACCUUUCGCCACCAGGCCCUGGGAAGCGGCUUCGGUUCGUCUGCUCGAGGACACUCCUCUUCGCCUAUCCUUUCGCGCGGCGCGGAGCCAGAGCUUCAAUUUGCCGAAAUCGGUAAUGAGCGCCAGCUGUCGUCCGAGUAUUUCGUGCAGCUGGCGCUCGAGACGGGCAACUUGGAAGAGUUGCGUCGGCAGCAAGAAGAACACGCGCGCACUGGGCGGCAAAAAGUGGUCGCUGACGGGCAGCACGAUGAACAAGAAGGUCCUCCUGUGUGCGAUUCUCGGUAUAGAAAUGAUGUCGAAGUAAAGGCGAGUGGCGCUGACUUGCCCCAGCAACGAACAACUGCAACCAGCGACCUGCACCACACUGCCACUUCCUGUCGCGAAAGCUCCUCGUCUACUUCGUAUUGCAGCCAGAUGCUGCCCAGUCCCAUCUUGCGAAACAGCAGAAGUGCAUGCGAAGAGACUGAGCGUGCGGGCGCCUUAUGGGACAACGAGGGAGACCCGCAAAUGCUGCUUCAUCGGGAUCCUGUUCCAGACAGUGACAAACACAGGAAGUCUGUCCGCUUCGUACAAAUCGAAAAGAGUAUCCAGGGCGCUCUGUCGGAAUUGGUUCCGGUCGAAGUGACGGCCGAGGAAACGAACGAGGAGGAAAGCGUGAGGCCUAUUACUGCUACUAUUACUGGAGGCACUACAGAUGCAACUCGUAUCGCUCGUGAAGGUACUGGAAGCUCUGCUCCCGCACUACCGUCCACGCAGCCGCCUGUGGUGCCAAAACUUCCUAUCCCGCAGCAGAGGGAACUACACGGGUUGCUGACCAUAUCCUCGUCCUCCGCACAGUCUCCAGCACUUGACGAGGUAGCCUCUCCUUUAACCACUCUGCAUCUCGCGAGUUCAUCCUCCUCGUCGGCCAAGCGAGAACACAGGCACCGGGCGCAGCCGGGCGGCAAGGUCAUUGCCAGAAAAAGCAAAGCGGGGCAGUCGCGUGGACCUCUUGGGGUCAGUGUGGCCCCGUUGGUCGAAAUUCCUCCGGACCCGGCUGCUGUAGAACCACCGACCCGGCGUGGAGGUGGUGUAACCGACAUUGAGGACACGGAGAUGCGCCAGCUCUACACCAGCGAUGGAUGUCCGGUGGUAUCUUCCCAAGGGCGCGGGGCUGAAAGUGCAGGUGCUGGGCUUGUGGCUUCCAGUCCAUCACUAGUUGUUCACGGUGGAGACACGGGCAAAAACACAAAUGCUGAUCGGGACGAUCUUCACAACACGCCAAAACCAAUACUUGUCGAAGUGUGCAGUGCCUCUUUAUGUGCUGCAAAGAGCAACAGGUUGUGCGACUCCUACGGCAGCCGCGACGGUCUGGUGGAAGUAGCUCUUCCACUUCCGCCUGAUGUUGAACGAUCGCCGGAACCUGCGAAUUGUGAUCGUAGCGUCCUCGUUCCGGAAGUUGCUGAUCAGGGGCCUGAUGUUUCCGUGACCCAGGUCGGCAAGUGUGCGAAGAAUGUAGCCGCCCCACCGCAGAUCGAUUAUGAUUUGUUCGGGGAUCUUAGUCGGACAGCCCUCACGCCUACCGCAUCCGAACUCCGACGUAGCGAGCCUGGUGAGCCUGUGCUUGCAACGGACGGGGCGUCGGCGAGUCCGCAGAAGUUCACGCGCGCCCGCAAUUCGUUUUCGGCAUCUUUUUUGCGACCACAGGACCGCUCGUUGCUUCAGCUGCGAAGCGCCAGCAGCAGCAGCGCCGAAGUGUCAUGCUCCACGGAAGCAGGGACGAUGACCGCAGGAGGAGCUUUUCCGACGCAGCAGCGUGCAAAAACAACAGAGGCACGACUGUUGCGUUCCAGUGGAGAUUCUCUUCACGAAAAGCUUACCUCCGGUGCUGGCGCGCACGCCGUGUGUGCCGAGACGAGAGAAGGAUGUGCGGACUUUGAGGAUAGGAAGUCCACGGGGGGCACCAGUAAAAAUAGUCGUGGCACAAACUAUCUUCGCGACGAGAAAGCUCGACACGAAGAACAAGAGUCGGAGGUGGAGCAGAAGCACAACACUGCCCGGGAUAUUAAAGAGGCGUUGGUUGAGAAUUCUUUACUUCUUCAGCGCAAUCACGGUCGGACAUCUUCAGCGCAAUCAGGCUCGUCGCGGUUCGCUCUGGACCCUGCUGCCUCGGAUUUGGCGAAUCUACCGGAUGUGAGCUCCUUCUGGCUGGAUUCUAUCGAUGCCGGGUCGUCCAUUCAUCAUUCUCCAUCGGAGCAUUGUGCUUCCCCAUCUGCAGCCAUCGAGGGACCUCGCGGUGCGCCGCAGCGCAAAGACGCAGCUCUUGUUCCCUGCGUCGACAAUGUCACUAUUGCGCGGAGCAUCGCGCCAAUUUGCCCGGAUGAGCAAGAUUUGGCACAGAUUCGGGACGAAGAACCAGAAAAGCUUCAAGGUCGAUCACAGAGAGGUGGAAGCUGUGGGGUGGAAGAUGGAGCAGGAGAAUCUGCAGCCUCGCAAUCAAGAGGGCCCGGGAACAAGUUAGCGGCAGAUGAAAAUCAUGGUACCGUGGGUGAGGGCGUUGGCGAGCAUAAGAAUGCAGAGUCGGUUGUUCAUGAUGUUGAAGAAUUCUUAGACGAUGACUUCGAGGAAAGCGGGUUGGUCGACGUAUUUCUGAACCACCUGCAGCAGGAGGCGCAGCAGCGCAAGGCAGGCCGUUAUGCACUAGUAGACACUUCUUCGCUACAUGAAAACUUCCAAGACUCCUCGCUUCUUUCGGACGGCAAUGGAGAACAUGGGCUCAAACUACACAUGGAGAUGAUGCCUUCAUCAUCAUCCGCGACGCUAUCGACCGCUGGAAAUGAUAAAGGAAUCGAAGUUGAUGACAUUGACCGCGCGCUCCAGUCCUUCGGGAGAUUCAAUGGAGCUAGCGGGGGUCGUGCACGGAACGACUAUUCCGGCACGUUGGUUGAUGAGACUUCUGAGCCCCGUGGUGGCGGAAGCGCGACGUUCGCUGGUGAAAACAACAACGCGAAGAUCAUGGGUGCGGGGCCAUCUUUGGUGCACCAGUCUCCCGCCUCGGGCUCCGGCUCUAGUCAGCAGCGGCCCAACAAGGCCGAGGAGCAUGGGGAUGACGGACCGCAGCCGGAGAGCCUGGGCUGCGUCGUGUGCUCCGAUGUGUGGACCAGUACUAGUUCGAACAGCACCUCGAAUGAGGAAGAGUGGAAGACAGCCCGCCCCGUACUAGAGGAGGACGAGGAGAGUAGGAGUGGUGCACGAGCCGCCGUAUUGGUCGGUGAGGACAAGAACGACCACGACGGCGGACCACGAUCGCUACUGGGGUCCAGCGCGGGCAGUCAGGGCGGUACCGGGACGCGGCUCGACCUGAAGAAGACGCAGGCCGCCUUGUCCGCUGCCACCGGCCUGGAAGACGACUUGAAGCGCGACUUGAUGCAGUUCCUUGCGGAGCUGGGCGACUCGGCGGGAGCAGCUUCAGGCGCGGACUCCAAAGCCAGUAGUUCAAGUAUAGGAGGAGCCGGUUGUAGUGCAGCCCCGACGCUGCGAACGCGUUCGAUUUCGAGGUCCGCGACUGAUGCAGCAGCCUCUGAACGUGCUGGUGGUCGAGAAGGGGACGACGAACAGCAUAGCAGCAACCUGCUUGGUAACAGCUGCACGAGCACUGGCAGCGGGAAAACUAAACUCUUGUGCGAAAACCGCCCGCCAAAAAGAAGCAUUCUGCACAGCGUGGAGGAUAUGGUGCGGCAGAUGGAGAGUAGCACUUGCAGUGACCGCUGGACUGCACGAGGCCGGUCUUUACAAGCGGGGACGCAAAACAUGAUGCUACAGGUAUAUUACUCCUACUCGUCUCUCGGAUCUACUAACUACUUUCCUGUUUGUUUGUGAUUCAAAAUGAUGGUCAGACAGAUUUUUUAGAAAUGUGUCAGGCUGCAAAUUAAGCAACAGCCGGCUCGUUAUAAGUACAUUUCGAGCUGGAAAAUUUUUCGAGCUGGAAAAUAGUUCGAGCGGGAAAAUAGUUCGAGCUGGAAAAUGUUUCGAGCUGGGAAAUAUUUCGAGCUGUUAAAUAUUUCGAGCUGGGAAAUAUUUCGAGCUGGGAAAUAUUUCGAGCUGGGAAAUAUUUCGAGCUGGGAAAUAUUUCGAGCUGGGAAAUAUUUCGAGCUGGAAAAUAUUUCGAGCUGGAAAAUAUUUCGAGCUGGGAAAUAUUUCGAGCUGGAAAAUAUUUCGAGCUGGAAAAUAUUUCGAGCUGGAAAAUAUUUCGAGCUGAGAAAUAUUUCGAGCCGGAAAAUAUUUCGAGCCGGAAGAUAUUUCGAGCUGGAAAAUAUUCCGAGCUGGAAAAUAUCGCGAGCUGGAAAAUAUUGCGAGCUGAAAAUGUUGCGAGCUGGAAAAUAUUUCGAGCUGCAAAAUAUUUCUAUUUCGAGCCGCAAAAUAUUUUUGGCCGUUGGGCGUUGGGCGACUUCCCAAAUCGCGACAGCUUUGGAAAGUAUGAAAAUUGUCAAAAAAAUAUUCGGCGUGGACGAUUUUCCUCCCUGUUGCAAAAUUUUAACUGCCCCUGCUCAGCAAUAGGAGUUAUAAAUACUGGCAUGAUCUUCAGGCCUGCUCGGAUUUUUCGCUAGUGCAGAUGGAAGCAAGUGAGAUGUCCGCCGAGUCACGUGCGGGCUUCGCUGUAUUUUCGUCGCGGAGCCGCCCCGAGGACCAAAACCGGAGGUACGAACACGAAGAGGAGCAUCAUUCCGAUGUUGAGAUGGCGGAGAACGACGAAGAGGUUGGCAACAUCGUGGUGCGCACCCCUGCUUGUAGUGAUCAAAAUGCGCAGAAAAAUCAUGCCAGCAAGGAAACGCAUUUGUUGCACUUAGAAGACGCAGGGACUGUGCGGGGAACAGGAAAGACGGAGCGUCUGCAUCCCAUCGGAAUAAAGAUCGCCAACGAGGUCGAGGAACUCGCCCUGCGCCACGACAAGCCUGUAGUUGCUGAGUAUGUGCAGACACAGGGUGCUGCAAGCAUGCUAAUCGAGGGAGAUCAUCCGCACGUUGAACACGAUUUGAUUCUCGCGCCGAUGACACUCGACGACGAAAGCAGUGCGCUAAAGAUGGAGCUCUGCGGGCCUCCCGGCAGAUCGAGCGACGCUGGUUUUUUGGCUUCAGCAGAAGCUCCGAACAAGCACCUGUUCACACCUGGUGGUCCGUCUAUGUGUAGUUCCGACUUUCCAAAGGAAGUAUUGGCACCAGCGGAGCAGGAAACUGUUUCACUGCUCUGUGAAGAGGAAUCUGUAGCUCUCGGCCAACAUGGUGCACAAGAAGAAGACCCUGCCUGUGAUCGGCGGGAACACGUACGUCAACACGAAGAGCUCAGAAAUUCGAAGUCAGUUAUCGAAAAGUCGCCCGUGCUGCACUUCGGGCACCAGGGGCAGCAGCAGAAUUACAAGUCGCCCGAAAUAGAAGACACAACACCCCUCGCACACAAGCAACCUUUUGGCAACCAAGCGCGUGGUCGACCACCCGCGGCAACAAAUAACGCGUGGAUGUUGCCACGAGAAUCGUUAGUGGAAGUGCCGUUUUCGGAAAUUCUGCUCGCGUCGACGCGCCUCCAGGAUCGCGACGUAUCGGGGACGUCGACGCUGCUUUAUCCUAACGAGUCGCAGCAAUCAGAUUCCCGCGACGUAGUGCUAGGUGCGGAGAUGUACUCUGUCGUCGAGGACGAAGAGGAACAGCGAGGGUACUCUUGUGUGGUAGUGCACUUGAUUUAGUUUUAGAAGUGUUUCUACUUUUCCUAAUCUCCAAUAGAAGAAAACAGAAAGCCACCGACAGAGGGCUCGCUUUGUUUUUGGACUGCGAUUGAUUUUAUGCAACAUUCCUUGUCGCAGAAAAAGGAACUGAAACGAAAAUAAUCGGAAGUGCAUGCAACUACAUCCCAAAAUUACGACACAGGACACCAGAGGACUCGGCCUCCGGGCAGGAACAGCCAGACAUUGCUGGGGUUGUAAGUGCAGAGCGAUACGCGCGUGUGGCACGCAAGCCGGCUGGUUUCAGAGACCACAGGUACACCUACGAAAACCGACCUGGCCCGCACUGCAGCGCAUCUUGGGAAGAUUAUGAAAUUUACAUACUAGAGACGAGGAGUCCUCCUGUGGUUUCAUCAGGUGCUGCGAAGAUGGAUGUGCAUGUGACACUUGCUUUGCACUACUUACUUUUACAGGUAUUCGUAUUAUCAGCAUUGUUUGAGGACAUACAUACCCCGGCCACUGAUGAAAAGAGCUGGCUCGAGUCCUAUGAUUGGAAGUUCCAUACACACCUGUCUUCGAUUCAGGGCAGCUGGACGACACUGCAGCAAGCGCGGCUGAAAAAGCCGCGGAAUAACCCCUGUGCCUCGCUCGAAUUCUCGCGCAGCAUUCUCCAGCGCCUCGACAACUUGGCCGAUAUGAAGUGA
This is a messenger RNA of Amoebophrya sp. A120, 7202 nucleotides long. NCBI's taxonomy places the organism in Eukaryota, Dinophyceae, Syndiniales, Amoebophryaceae. The record is from the annotation of a GenBank genome assembly.